AUGGUGCCAGACCGCGGGGUUGGAGCGGAGCGCCUGCGGUCGGAGACGGCCGGCUCUGUGGCGCCGCUGCCUGGCAUAGCGGCCCCGAACCAUGCAGAGGACUGGCCACGCAGCUACGUGCUCCCAGCGUCCGACGUGAACGUGUUCGUGCAGGGCGGGGUGGGAACCGUCAUCCAGAGGCUGCAGCAGAGCAAGAUCGGUGGCCUCGAGAAGCCGAGGCACAGGGAGACGGUGCAGAACCUCAGGAUGUCGCAGUACACCUUCUUGUGCAACAGCCUCGACGCCGAGAAGGUGCCAGACAUCCAGUUCGACAUCAUAUCUUGGUCAGCACCGACAGAGACUUUCAGUGCUUAA
Messenger RNA from Prorocentrum cordatum, 354 nucleotides. Lineage: Eukaryota; Dinophyceae; Prorocentrales; Prorocentraceae. The record is from the annotation of a GenBank genome assembly.